Brassica rapa (field mustard) is the source of this 3545-nucleotide messenger RNA. RefSeq lists its product as uncharacterized. Lineage: Eukaryota; Viridiplantae; Streptophyta; Magnoliopsida; Brassicales; Brassicaceae. The record is from RefSeq and is a predicted model, not a curated record.
UAUUAAUUUAUCGUGUUUAUUAAUUUAUCGAAUAUUAAUUUAUAGAGUUUCCAUUAUAUUAUCCCUAGAAAAAGUUUUAGUAACCAUAUAACUAAGCAAAAUAUGAUGUGGCCUAACAUGUGCAUAUUAUUCAGAUCUAUCCGAAAACUUGAACUAGAACUAAUCGGAAAAUCAGACCAGGUUUGAGUAUGGCUAUUUUAUCUUAAUGAACUUUGCACAUUUUUAUCAGUGGGUAUUAAUUCGAUUGUAGAUACUACUGGAUAUCCAAUUUCCUAUACGUUAUUUACAAACUGAUUUUGACCAUGUCAUCUCUACAAUCAUUUUCACUAAAUAAAUGUCAACAUGACAUGUUAGAAAUGAUUAUAUGGCUUAUAGUUAAAUAUGACAUGGAUAAUUAUAUUUAAUGCUUAUUUAUAUUUGUUGUUAAACUUUUUAGAAUAUAGUAGUAAAUUAUAAUCAUCGUUAAAGUAAAUCUAUUCAAAUAUGACAUUAACUAAUGUAAUAGUAAAAAAUAUAAUAAUAUUUUAAAAUUUCCAAAAUAUUAUUUAUUUCUAUUUUUAUAAUUAUACAAUUUAUAACUUAAAAUUAUUUUCAAUUUUUUUUUUACAAUUUUGUAAAAAAAAUUAAAUUUUUAAUCGUAAUAGUAUUAGCUUAUUUACAUAUCUACAAAUUUUAGAAAUAUUGUAUAGUUGUACUAUUUCAUAAUAUACAACUUUUAUAUCAAUUUUUUUUUAAUUUAUACAAGUUGAUUUAAUAUAUCUUAUCCAAAAGAAAUAGAAAAAUAUAUCUAAGACUAUAAUUUUAAAUAUAUAAAUAUCUAUUCUUAAAUAUAUUUUAAAAUAAACAAAAUUAUUUAUUUUAUCUUAAUUUUAGGCUCAAUUAAAUCAAAAUUGAUAUUAAAAUAUUUAUAAUAAAAUAAUAAAAUCUAAAAUAAUAAUAAAUUUUAUUUUUAAAUAUAUUUUAAAUUUAAUUUUUUUAUUACUGCAUAUGGUGAAGGAAAACACAUAGUCAAAUAUAUGAAAUGAAUGACUGAGAAAUACUAAAUAUAUAAGUGAUAUUUUUGAAUAUUGGUUCGGUUCAGGUACUCUAAGUAUAUACUUGGUAUUUCAUGUAUUGUGUUUUUUUUUUUUACUUUUUCCAAGUUUUUGUAUUUGUUUGGUAUUUCAUGUUGACGUUUUAGUUUUUUUUUCUCAAAUUUUAAAUAUAUUCUUAUCUCUUUUUAUAUAUUUUUAGUAUAUCAUUAGUAAAUAAUUGAACCAAACCGUAUACAAAAAAAUCAAAUAUUAAAUAACUUUAAAGUUGAGAAUUGAACCGUUCUGAAAUCGUUAGAACCUGAACUCAAAUCAAAUCGAAUACUUCCAAUCACUUUAGCUAAAGAUCCAGACCGACCAGAAUACCCAAAUAUCUAAGGCUACUCGAUACCUAUAAAAUGUAAGCAUAGAAAAAUUAAAGAGCGCAGAAAGUUCAAUAUUUUAUUUACAGUUAAUAUUUACUCUGAGACACACCUCAUCACAUCGCCGCGACCAAUAAACUAGUCUACCAAAUAUUCCAUCCUCAAAGAAGAUAAAUAAAAGUCCACCUAAAGACUAAAGUGUUUUUACCGAAAACAUCCGAGUUUUCUGAAACAUGUAAGGCAUAUUUAAGCAGAUAAUGUCAAAUACAUGUCUAAAAAAUUUUGGUUGGUAUGAAUGAAGAAUAUAAAGCUCUUAUUAAUUAGAAAAAAAAUAGAAUGUGCAUAUAAAUGUAUGAUUGAUUGGUUGGUUGGUUAAACAAUAAUUAUUAGCUCAACAGUCCCAUCCAAUAAUUACAUUUAGUAGUAGUCUUUAUCCAUUAACAUUAUGGGCCUUCCCUUUGGUCGGAUCUCACAUGGUCUUAGCUUCAUGGAGAACAACGUUUUCUUUACAGAGCUUCAAAACAUCUCACAUAGUGCAAAGAAAAAAAGAAACACAACUCAGAUUAGCUAUAAAAGAAAAACAGCUCAGGCUCAUACUUCUUUAAAGCCAAUGUGAUAGCUCAAAAUUCUUAUUUUAUGCCGACAUAUGUGUCUGGAAAUUGGAAAACACCUUCUUUUUAUUCUUCAAGCCAUUAUGUAUUAGUAUAUUCAUAAAGUAUAACUUUAAUUUCAUAUUAUUUAUGAAAAUAUUAACAUCCUGAAGAUGUGAAAAUAUGAAUCUGAUUUUCUGCCGACAAAAAUGGAUAAUAGCCUCUUUACUACUUUUAUCAUUGAUUUUUUUUUAGUAAACUCUAUCGGAUGAUCUGAUCCGUCUUCGGAGGAACACACUUAGUGCUACAAAGUGGAUUGACUACCACACUGUCUGAUCCGAGUUUGGAAUACCUUCCGACUAAUGCCAAGGGUGAACCGAUCAUCUGUGGAUACAUUACCACUUGGUUUCGUUGAUCAAAUUAUAUUCAUAUUAAUUUCUAAGUUACAAAAAAUAUUAUACUAAUUUCCUAAAUAUAAAUUUCAUAAUACACACAUAUAUAUAUGAAAAUAUUAGCAUCCUGAUUCCCGAAGGUACAAAUAUGCCCUUUUUGUUGCCAACUUUUUACCCAAAAGCAAUGGCGUUUUAGUAAUUAAUCAAAAUAUCAAGGGCUCUAUUAGCUAUAACCAAAAUAUAAACCAUUUCUGUACAAUAAUACACAUUUUGUCCACACAUCGCCAAAAAAAAAGAGACAGUAGCGUCUAAAUGGUUUCGCUGAGGCAAAAGAAGAGGCAAAAUCCAGCAAAGCGAGCAUGGAAGAGCUUCACAAACAUGGUCAAGUCCAAACUCAGAGACAUCGAGAUCGCUGCAACAGUCAGAGAAUCAACGGCUCGUGUCAUUCGUUUCCUUUCUUGCCGUCUCAUCGUUCCUUUCCGAACAAGGUACCUCGAAAACACUAGCUAUUCAGACAAAUACUACAGCCGCAGCAGCAACCAAACCUCUCGACGGUUUCUCAACUUUUUCUCACGAUCUCACACCAAAACCAAGCGUCGAAGCUAUGAAUACGAUGACGAUUACUCUCAAAUCUAUCAAUACCAAAACCAAUCACGCUGCGAAGGGACGAGUGAGAGCAAAGAGAAAGUUGUGAGGCGAAAAGAAGAGAAAGAAGAGGACGAAGAGGGGAUGCCGGAGAUUGCUGAUUCGAUGGAAGAUGCAUGGAGGAGAGUGGUGGCUGCUUCGCCGCAUUUGAGGGUUGACGAGAGAGCCGACGAGUUCAUCUACAAGUUUAGAGAAAGUAUGAAGAUGGAGAAAGAAAGGUCGUUUCUUGAGUUUCAAGAAAGGUUAAAACGAAGUGCUUGAUUAAUUGGCUAAUCAUGGUUUCAUGUUUGUCUUCAUAUUCUCCUUUCCUUUUAAAAGAUUGAUCGAAUUUUCUGAGUAACUUCGUUUUCUCAUUCUUUCUUCUUUGUUUUUCCUUUUUUUUUGGGAUCAAAUCUUCUCUGCUAAAAUUUGGAUAAUCUCAAACAUCUGUUUUACUGAUGUGAAUACAUAUGUCUCACCACUCUAAAUUGUUUGCAUGAUCAUUAUUCUUGAUUAAUGUUAAUGUAUAAAACUGUUUUAUCUUAA